Thamnophis elegans (Western terrestrial garter snake) is the source of this 4429-nucleotide messenger RNA. Its product is annotated as protocadherin beta-16-like. The transcript has 2 exons. The record is from RefSeq and is a predicted model, not a curated record. Gene Ontology annotation, biological process: homophilic cell-cell adhesion. Gene Ontology annotation, cellular component: plasma membrane. The coding region runs from base 1 to 2538 and encodes 845 amino acids. Lineage: Eukaryota; Metazoa; Chordata; Lepidosauria; Squamata; Natricidae. Gene Ontology annotation, molecular function: calcium ion binding.
AUGGAGAAUUGCUUUUGGAAAAGGCAAGGUCUGUAUGUCCUUCUCUCUUUUUCAUUCCUUAGAGUAAUGUGUGCUUCAAUUCGCUUUUCUGUCCCUGAGGAAAAGAAAAAGGGGUUUCUGGUGGCUAAUGUGCUCAAAGAAUUGAAACUGAAAACAGGGGAGCUUAUCACACGCGAAGCAUAUUUAGUUGCUGAGGGCACUCAGGAAUACUUCCACCUUGAUAUUCAAACUGGGAAUCUGUUGAUUAAUGAUAAAAUAGACAGAGAAGCUUUAUGUGGCCAGAAUGAUCCUUGUCUACUUCUUUCUCAGCUUGUUUUGGAAAACCCCUUAGAUAUGUUUAACCUUGAAAUCAAGAUAGAAGAUGUGAAUGACAAUGCACCCAAAUUUUGGAAAAACAAUGUGGAGGUAGACAUUCUUGAGACUGUUCCUAAAAGUACAACGUUCCCUUUGGAACCUGCCCAAGAUGAGGACUUGGGAGAAAAUAGCAUCCAAAAUUAUACUCUUAGUCCCAAUGAGCAUUUUCACCUGGAAGUACAUAAGAAUGAAGACGGGAAUAACAAUAUAUAUCUUGUUUUGAAGAAAACAUUAGAUAGGGAGAGGAUGCCAUAUCUUCAAUUGAUUCUAUUGGCUAUUGAUGGAGGAGUUCCAAAGAAAACCGGCACAGUUCAAAUUAAUAUUAAUGUUCUAGAUAAUAAUGAUAACUUUCCUCUGUUUAGUAAGUCUGAAUAUAAGGCAAGAAUAAAGGAGAAUCUCCCUGAGGGCACCCUUGUGAUUAAAAUGGAAGCUACAGAUCUGGAUUUGGGUUCAAAUGCGCAAAUCCUCUACUCGUUCCAUCAGGUGCCUGAAAGAAUAAACAAUUUGUUUUAUUUAAAUGAAAUCACUGGUGAAAUAACUGUUUGGGGACAAAUUGAUUAUGAGAAAGAAAAGAGUUAUAUCAUGAGCAUCAGAGCAACAGAUGGAGGGGGUCUUUCAGGGCACUGCAAGAUACUGAUAGAGGUUGAAGAUGAGAAUGACAAUCCCCCAGAAGUGUCAAUUAUAUCUCUGAUCAGCACUUUAAAGGAGGACUCUCUCCCGGACACAAUAGUGGCCCUCUUAAGUGUGAGAGACCAAGAUUCUGGAGACAACAGCAAAACGGUCUGCUCCGUGCAGAUGAAUCUCCCUUUUGUGCUGGAAGCCACUACAAACAACUUUUAUCAGCUUGUGCUCCAAAGUCCCCUAGACAGAGAGACGGUCACUGAAUACAACAUCACCAUCACUGCCAUUGAUUGGGGAGCUCCUAGGCUCACUUCAACAAGAUUGAUUAAUGUUCAGAUCUCCGAUGUCAAUGAUAAUUCUCCCCUUUUUGAAAAGUCUUCAUAUGACAUGCAAAUCAGAGAGAAUAAUAUUCCAGGCUUGCUCAUUGGCUCAGUCCAUGCUCUGGAUCUGGACACAACGCUGAAUGCUAAAGUGAAUUACUUAGUUCUGCCGGGGAAGGGUGAUGGCAUAGUGACUACUUACAUCUCAAUCAACUCUGAAACUGGAAACAUGUAUGCCCUCCGAUCCCUGGACUAUGAGCAGAUAAGAGGCUUCAGAGUCACUGUGAGGGCAUCUGAUGGUGGUUCUCCUUCCCUAAGCUCAGAAGUGAUUGUCCGAAUCCACAUAAUAGAUGAGAAUGACAAUGCUCCCUUCUUCCUGUAUCCCCUCCAGAACAACACAUCCCCAUGCAAUGAGCUGCUUCCCAAGUCAGCCGAGGCCGGCUAUCUGGUCACCAAAGUGGUUGCAGUGGACGCAGAUUCUGGCCAGAACUCCUGGCUUUCCUAUGAAUUGCUGAAGGCCACAGACCCAGCCCUUUUCAGCAUAGGAGCGCAGAAUGGGGAAGUGAAAACCAGGAGAGUCCUGAAUGAGCGAGACACAAGUAAGCAGAGGCUGGUGAUACUGGUCAGAGACAAUGGCCUUCCUCCACAGACCAGCACGGCGUUGCUUAAUGUUCUUCUUGUGGAUGGCUUUUCGGAUCCCUUCCUGAGGAGGGUGGAUGUCAGUGUGCAAGAACCGGAAGAAGAUAAAACCUUGACCAAGUACCUGAUGAUCUGCUUGGCUGCAGUCUCCUUUGUGUUCCUGGUCUGCAUUGUUGUGUUUAUUAUGGUCAAAAUCUUCAAGAAGGACACCCAAAGCCAUUUUACUGCAGCUGUUCCUCACUUCCCACCUGCCGGUUCUGAUACUCCAGGGAAUUGUGCUGAUUCACAGAAUGGGUCUCUUUCCCGGACUUACCGUUAUGAUGUUUGUUUGACUGGUGGAUCCUUAAGUAGCGAGUUCCGAUUUCUCAGGCCUCUCUUUCCUGUCUUUUCGGUGGGAGAUGUUAACGUCCCAGGGAACAGUAGUAUUUCUGCAGGCAUCCAAGAUAGUUCUGAGCAGGUUGCAGUAAAUGGCGCAAAGAAAGAGGGCAAAGUUCCUGUGUCUGAAGAUCCUGCUGCUAAAUCUGGAGGCCCAAGUUGUACUGUAAAUCAAGCAAUAGGUGCAAAUAUGAACUCUGGUCAAAGUGACUGGCUUUCCUAUCACUAGAUGACAAUUACCAACUCCAGCCAUCAUUCUGUCUCUGUCAGAAGAUACAUGCAAGAAACGUCUAGCCUGAAAAGAAUGGAUCCUCUGCAUAAAAGAACAUCAGAGACGAACUUUGAAAACUCUUUUAAACAAGCCAGAUUGAAAAUAACCAGAAUACCCUUAUGCUGUUCCUAUCACUUUGACCGUAUUUGUGUGGAGUGAUAUACAAAUGGAUUAUAUGCAUACAUUUUACCUAAUAUGUAAUUGAUUUGUUAUUUUUGCUUUGUAGAAUUUUACAAUAGGCUACUGCUUUUUUUGACCCAGCUGCAUGUUUAUCAUGAUGAUUCUUCUUUGAUUUAUGAUUUAUGAGAUUAUGCUGCUCUCCAUAAAACAUUUUAAAUAGUUAUAUUAAUUAUUCGGACAUUUUAUUCAUUUAAAUAAUAAAAUGCACCUACUUAAAUUUCUAAUAACAAAAGUGAUUAGGUGCUUAAUUAGAAAAAAAAGAGAACUAUGAUCCUAAAGAUCCUAAUGAUGGUGCACAUCAUAUCCUCUGUGUAUCUAAGUCCUCAGUUACAUCAUUAUCUCAGGUUAUGCUUGAAAUAGUGAUUUUCACAAUACCCAAACACUACAUGCGCACGUCUACAUGCAAAAUGGAAUUUCAGGAAUAAACAAUUAUUCUGGAUUUCUAUCACAGUGUACAGUAUUACAUAUUGUACAUUCAUAUACACACACAUACAUGCAUGCAUACAUACACGCAUAAUAUACUGCAAGGUAACUAAUUCUCCUUUGGAAAAAAUGGAAUGAACUAUGCACAAUUUGAAAAGAGUGCUGUGCCCUCAGUGUCAUUAUAGUCAAGAGGACCACAUAAGCUCCCUCAGUCAGGGGUGAAAUUUGACUGGUUCAGACUGGUUUGGGUGAACUGGCAGGGAUGGUUUGAAUUGGUUCACUGAACCAGUAAAAACCACCCAUGGUCGGCCCACCCACGCCCGCCACUUGCUGCUCACCUCUUCUGGAUGCUCGGCCCGCCCACCCAUCCACCCCUGCCCUAUGUAUGUUCCCUUUGCCACGCAGCCCAGCUAAUUGCCUCGCCAACGCAUGCUCAGCUCAGUGCCUCACUCAGUUGCCUCAUUGGUACCUGCUCAGCAUUUCGCUCAGUCACCUUGCCAACGCACACUCAAAGGUAAGCAGUGCCAGUUACUGCCUACCAUGCCCCCCCCAUCCCUGGCCUCACGUAGUUCACAAAGCCACUGCCACUGGGGAUCGGUUGCAGCAGCCUAGUGUGCUGUGGCCACCUGUCCCCAGCCAGGUCAGGGAAUGCACCAUUCCCCACCUCUGGCAUUGCCCCAGAGCUGCUGCCUGCUCACCACCCGCUCACUACCCACCUUGGCCAGGGCGGGGAAUGUGCCAUUCCUGGCUCUGACCUUGAUCCUGAGCCACCGCCCGCUCACUGUCUGCCUCACUCACCUACCUUUGCACUUUAGUGGGGAGGACACCAUGAGGCUAAUCCUCGUUUCGCACUGAGAAGCAUUCAGCCUCCGGCAGUCGUUUUCAGCUGCCUUCUGAACAGCUACGCUGCGAUGCCAUCCCUCUGGUUGCUUCCGUUCUCCUGCUCAGGUCUGGCUGCAAGUGGCACUGGCAGGCAAUUGAGUGCACAUGUGCAGCUGCCACCCUGUUCAGGUUGAAUGCUAGAAAACUUGGCCAGCUGAACCUUUCUGUCUGUUUUAUGGGCAUGGCUUGGUGGGCAUGGCUUGGUGGGUUUAUGUGAGUGACGUAAAGUUGUCCAUGCCCACUCAGUCACAUGGCACCCCCACCAAGCCAUGCCCACCAAGCCAAGCCCAGAGAACCAAUAGGGGGGGAAUUUCACCACUGCCCUCAGUCCUUUGCUGCCCUUUAAGAUCUAUUUACUUCUGUU